AUGGAAUCAAAUGAGAGAAUAAUUGACAUUACAGAACCUUCAAAAAGAUUAUUAACAGGGAAAGUCGCGGUGAUAACUGGUGGCGCGAGGGGGAUUGGAGCAGCAACGGCUAAAGCCUUUGCUGAAAACGGGGCGAAUGUUGUGAUUGCUGACAUACUAGAUGAGGCAGGAGCACAGCUAGCUGCUGCAAUCGGAGGGCAGUACGUGCACUGUGAUGUCUCCUUGGAGCGAGACGUGGAGCAAGCAAUCCAGGCGGCCGUGGGCUGGAAGGGGCGGCUGGACAUAAUGUUCAACAAUGCUGGUAUAUCUGGCCCUGAAGGGAGCAUCACCAGCCUUAAAAUGGAACAGUUGUCUGCCCUUCUCGCGAUAAAUCUCAAUGGAGUGGUGCACGGGAUCAAGCACGCUGCACGGGCCAUGAUCGAGGGGAGAAUUGCAGGGACGAUCAUAUGCUCGUCGAGUUCAGCAGCCAUGAUGGGAGGCCUAGCACCACAUGCCUACACCUUGUCCAAAGCUGCAAUUCUUGGAGUGGCAAGGAGUAGUGCCUGUGAGUUGGGGAUGCACGGGAUUCGAGUGAACUGCGUGUCGCCACAUGGAGUGCCCUCGGAGAUGCUCAUGUCCUCCUUCCGGAGAUUCCUCGGGGAUCAGAAUCUGCAGCCUCGAGAUGUUAGCAAGAUCGUUGGGGAGACGGGGAGUCUGUUGAGGGGCAGGGGAGGGAGCGUGGAGGAUGUGGCCGAAGCAGUGGUGUUUCUAGCAAGCGACAAUGCAGGAUUUAUAACAGGACACAACCUAGUUAUAGAUGGAGGUUUCACAUAUGGUAGCAGUCAAAUGAGUUUCAUAUACCAAACCAAGGGUGAUAUAAGCAUAGAACCACAUGACCUGAAAACAUGAUCAGUAGUAGUAUAUGAUUUUGUAUCAAACACAUACAAUGCUCAGAGUGCCAAUGUUGAUGCUGCAAAACAAGUAAAGGAAUUACAUUUAAAAUUACUAACUCGAUGAAAGCCAGAGGCUCGAUGUUGUGUACACUAUCAAGGUUUCACCAUUGUCGAGUUUAAUAAAAUCGUUUCCUUGUGUAGAAGGUCAGAGCGAGGUUGUGUACUUGUGUUGUAGUCCUGGUAUUUCAUAGAGAUUGUGGUUAUAUUUGUUCUAGUCGUGGUAUUUCGUGUGUUCUUCUACAUAUGAAGAACACACCAUUAUACUACUGGAAUUGGGCAUUGUUGAUGGAGCAGGGUUGGGAU
Salvia hispanica is the source of this 1235-nucleotide messenger RNA. RefSeq names its product TAPETUM 1 (gene ATA1). NCBI's taxonomy places the organism in Eukaryota, Viridiplantae, Streptophyta, Magnoliopsida, Lamiales, Lamiaceae. The record is from RefSeq and is a predicted model, not a curated record.